AGCCUUGCGAGCUGGAGAGAUAGACCCCGCAGCUGAACGCUGCCUAAUCCCGCUUUUGAUGACCUACUAACCUACAGCACUGAUAUACUACACAGGAGAUUUCACGCAAUCGCACAAGACUAUUUAACUUGUAGGGGUAUAUAGCCUGGGCUGAAGACAGACACGCGACACCACACCGCAGAGCAACGCAAUAAUCGCGUUCUUUCGCGCCUUUCACUGAGACGACCUCUCACGCCAACCCCGAGUCCACAUCACCACCAUGUCCCCGCCCUCCAUAGCCAGCGCAUUCAUCUCCCUCCAACCCCUCGAACCCGUCCUCGUCUUCUUUAACGAGGGGGACGCCAGCCUCUUCCAGUCACGCUGCAAACAGGGCCGGAUACUUCCCAGCUCACGGCAAAACUGGGUAUACCUACCUAUGCCGGAAGGCUUGCUACGAGUGCGAACCGCGAGGAAGGGCGACGUAGCGUUCGAUUUUGACAGCGAUAAGAAUGCGAAUGAAUUUAAUAAGGGAAUCAAGAGUUUGGGGACGAUUUAUGCGAGUCCAAGAGGAGAUCAUGGGUGGGAGAGGGUCGUGUAUUUGGGUAAGGAGAAG
Cucurbitaria berberidis CBS 394.84 is the source of this 592-nucleotide messenger RNA. RefSeq lists its product as uncharacterized. The annotation marks the transcript as partial. Lineage: Eukaryota; Fungi; Ascomycota; Dothideomycetes; Pleosporales; Cucurbitariaceae. The transcript has 2 exons. The record is from RefSeq and is a predicted model, not a curated record.